Messenger RNA from Bemisia tabaci, 2423 nucleotides. Its product is annotated as spindle apparatus coiled-coil protein 1 spindly. Lineage: Eukaryota; Metazoa; Arthropoda; Insecta; Hemiptera; Aleyrodidae. The record is from RefSeq and is a predicted model, not a curated record.
AAGGAAAAGUUCGUUACAUUUCAAGGCAACAUUUCGGUUUUCUCUUAUCAGUACAGCGGCGACUGCAAACUAUUUUAUUUUUACCAUCAAUUAUUAUACUCUUCACAAUUUAUUUACCUCCUCUUAUCAGAUUCUUACCGUCUAUAUUUUCUCCCUCCACACAAUGGACCUGAACGAAAUGAGCAGGGAAGAGCUGGCCCAGGAGCUACAUACAAGCAGGAUUAAACUAAUGCAGCAACAAAAAAUGAUUGAUGAAUGCGCAGCUAUUGAAUCUGAUUAUCAUGCUCUGGAAUUGAAAUACGAUGAGUGUGAAAAAAAUCUGCAAAAAUUGGUGCGUGCUAAAGAGAAGGCUGAUGAAGAGAUUGAAACUGUAAGAGAAAUGAUCGAACAAGAACAUAUAUUGAAUGAAAAAUUAACUGAAGAGUUGGAAAAUUCCAAGAAACAAGCGAAUGUUCCACCGUCUCCUUCUCCCGCUGGAUGUAAUUGCGAUUCAUUUAUACUAUCCCUCCAACACAAAGUCAAAGAGAUGGAAGAAGAACUGGACGCAAUGAAGAAUCAUAAUGCGGAACUAAUAAAACAAUAUAGCGAAUUGGAGGGUAAUUACCAAUCUACUGCGCAUCAACUUGAGAACAUGACCUCAUUGUAUGAAUCCAAGAGAGAGGAGCUCCUAAACUCACGGCAGAUGAUAGAGAAUUUAACGGAAGAUAAAGUUCUUUUGGAAGCAGAGCUUAACCAACUCAGAGUGCCUGAUGUUAAUGUGAACCAGCGAGGUAAUUCAUUGUUUGCAGAGGUGGAAGACAAACGACAGAGCACAGCUAAAAAUCUAGAGGUUAUGAAGAUCAAGUACAACAAAUUAAGCCAAAAAUACACUCAAGCUCAUGAAGAGCUCAAGAAAUUAAAGGAAGAAAAUAUUGAGUUGCUGAACGAGGCAAGUAAUGAUAAAGUUCGACGUAUUGAAGCAAAAAUGAUGGAAUCUUACAGAACUAGGAUUAAGGAUUUAGAAAAACAAUUAGCUGUAUACUCUAAACGUCCUGAGUCUCCAGUCAUUCAAACAAUCGAUAUACGUGACUUAGAAGUGGUCUCUGGAAUGCUGGAUCGAGCACGAAGUGACGCAGAGAGCCUCCGAGUAGAACUACUACGCAAAAGUCAGUCGGAACACGAGCAGGGUUUGCAUUGUUAUAUGGCAGAGCGGAAACUGCGAAUGUCUGAAACAUCUAUUAAAGCAAAAGAGAAGGAAAUUGCAAAACUAAAUGCACGCCUGAGUGAACUUGAGGAGACAGCAAAAGAGUACGAAAAGUUAAGAAGAGAAAUUGAAUCGGGUAACAAAGAAAAUGGUGCCCCACAAGAGAGCAAAAAAUCAACUAAAUCCGUUCGCUUCUGUGCAAAUGUUGUCAGUCAAGAAGGAGAAUUGAACAAAGCAAAAUUAGUUAGGCAGCCAAAAGUAUUCAAUCAAAUGAUUAUGGCUCAAAAAGCACCAAAUCAUGUGUUACAGGUCAGUAAUGAAGAAAAGAAUAAAGAUGCUUUGAAGAAAGCUGAAUAAACGUCCAUGAAUCGCUUGGUAUGCAGCUUAAUUUUACUUGGGAUAGCAAUUAAGACCAAAGCAGGGUGUCCAGCAAAUGAUGAAACUGGAAAUCAAGACCAAUCCACCCAGGUCAGUCAUUGCGCAUCUUUUUGAGAUUCACUCCCCCGCCUGGCCCUAUCUCGGCGGCACUCAAUGCUACGUCACAAUGGGUGCUCCCAUUAGAAUACAUUGCAGGCACUCAAUACUACAUCACUGUGUCACACAAAACUCGUCCUUGGGAAUGACUGACCUGUGUAGAUUGGUCCUGCUGGAAAUUACUGGAGACCAAAUUGGUCAGGAAUAAUUAAGGGAUAUGUAAACUGGAAGAGAAGUAAAUUCCUGUAAACAACUACGAUUUUUUGCAAAUCCUCGCAACAUUUCAAUGUGCUGUGUGUGCUCUCCUGGUCUACAAAAAAUUACUAGAAAAAAAAAUUCCUCAUUAUUAUGUACUGUGUAGCACUCUGCACUAUGAUAUGUUUAUUUUUGCGGGUUUUUUUUUUUAAUUUUGGAGAAAAGGUGGAUAUGAAAAAUCUAAGAGCCCAAGAAAACUUAAAAAAUCAGGGAGAAAAAAAAGAACAUUUUGCUGGACAUCCUGACCAAAGUAAAGCGCUGAACCAUCAUUCUUUCCUUCUGUGAUCAGUAUAUAAGCUACAAUGAAUUUUAUAACUGUAGAUUUUAAUUUUAUAUGUUUUUAUUUUAAUAUGUUACAUUGAAUGUGAAAUUUUAAAUUUUUAACGAGUUGCCUUUCUUUUUGUCUCCUGUAAAUUAAAUUAUAUCCAAUCUGUAUUGAAUUGUAAAUGUAUUGUAAUUUAUUGCAAUAAAAUUCAGUAUUUGCAAAAAAGAAAAGACUGAUUAGACCUGA